Eleginops maclovinus (Patagonian blennie) is the source of this 4329-nucleotide messenger RNA. RefSeq names its product G protein-coupled receptor 61-like (gene gpr61l). Lineage: Eukaryota; Metazoa; Chordata; Actinopteri; Perciformes; Eleginopidae. Bases 403 to 1692 code for a protein of 429 amino acids. The record is from RefSeq and is a predicted model, not a curated record. Gene Ontology annotation, biological process: G protein-coupled receptor signaling pathway. Gene Ontology annotation, cellular component: plasma membrane; endosome; signaling receptor complex. Gene Ontology annotation, molecular function: G protein-coupled receptor activity. The transcript is spliced from 2 exons.
AGGACAGGAAUAAGAGUGUUACUGGAGGAGGAGUGAAGAGAGAGGGGAAGCAUCAUGUACCAUCAAAAACCAUCAUGGAACCAGUUCUUCUUCAACUGGAGAUAACAAUGUGUGAUGCGUCUGGACCUCUGGAGCCCCUCUACUGAACAACUAGACCUCACACACUAAAUUGUCUGGACUUGAUGAAUUUUCAGCUGGAAGACAGACUUUUUAUCUUUCUGGAAAAUACACAAAGGAAGCUCGGUUUGGCCCAGUGUACCUAAACAAAAAGUGGGAAUUUAACAAUAGCUUUGUCAAGUCAAACAACUGGUCAACCUGUUUGGUGACAGUUGAGACACACAAACACACCAUGGGACAUCCACAUAUGGCGACAUCAGAGAUAGAAACGGAGGUUUUGAAUAAAUGAUGGCCGCCAACACCGGCCCCAUGAUAGCCUCUCUGCCACAUCACGUGACAAAUCUCACCUCAACAGAGCCCAAUCCUACGGUCCCUGCCGACCUAGGCGUUGUCACCAGCUCCCAGUCUCAGAUCAAAGACCUUGUCGGGUUGUUCUGCAUGGUGACCCUUAACCUCAUUGCUUUGUUGGCCAACACUGGUGUUAUGGUGGCCAUCGCUCGUGCUCCUCACCUGAAGAGGUUUGCUUUUGUGUGCCACCUUUGUGCAGUGGACCUGCUGUGUGCCAUCCUCCUCAUGCCCUUGGGUAUCAUAUCCAGUUCAGCGUUCUUUGGCACCGUGGUGUUUACAGUCCUGGAGUGUCAGGUUUACAUUUUUCUCAAUGUUUUCCUCAUCUGUCUCUCCAUUCUCACCAUCACAGCCAUCAGUGUGGAACGUUACUUUUAUAUCGUACACCCAAUGCGUUAUGAAGUCAAGAUGACCAUAAACCUCGCUAUUGGUGUCAUGCUCCUGAUCUGGGUGAAGUCAGUCCUCUUGGCUAUGGUCCCACUGUUCGGAUGGCCAGCUUAUGGACCCCAGAGCUCUAUUGCUGCAGCUCACUGCUCUCUCCACGCUAGCCACAGUCGUCUCAGAAGUGUAUUUUCUGUGCUCUUUAGUGUGGCUUGUUUUCUGUUUCCUGCAGUGGUCAUUUUUGGUGUUUACUGUGCCGUGUACAAGGUAGCUCGCUCCGCAGCCAAGCAGCAAGUGCCUGCUGUGCCAGCGUGGGCAAAUGCAAGCCUUGCUAAAAAUCGCUCAGACUCCAUUAACAGCCAGACCACCAUGAUCACCACCACACGCUCCCUGCCCCAAAGACUGUCUCCUGAGAGGGCCUUCAGUGGAGGAAAGGCUGCCCUAACAUUGGUAUUAAUUGUUGGUCAGUUCUUUGUUUGUUGGUUACCCUACUUCAUCUUCCACAUGCAGAUGUCUCUGACUGGCUCCAUGAAAAGCCCCGGGGAUUUGGAGGAGGCAGUCACUUGGCUGGCCUAUUCCUCUUUUGCCAUCAACCCGUUCUUUUACGGACUGUUGAACAGACAGAUCAGAGAAGAGCUAGUAAAGUUUCGGCGCUGUUGCUUGACCCAGCCGGCAGAUUUUGGGACAUCCAGCCAUGAAGGCUCCCUUCAGGAGAAUUUCCUUCAGUUCAUCCAGAGAACCAGCAGCAGCAAAGCUGAAACCCCAUCCAGCUGUGCCAACUCAAACCCCAGAAACACUGCGGACCAGGGGAGUAAGAUCCCUGGACAAAUUCCUGAGGAGCAUGCCUAGACAUUGACCAACAUCAGUGAUGGACCACCGUGCUAUUAUAUGGAUUAUAUGUUUUUAUUUUUUUUAUGUAAGCAGGACAUUUUCAUAUUGGAAGCUUCAUAAUUUAAGAAGUUUAGGAUUAUUUUGACUUUGAAAUUAUUAUUGAUCACUGGAACACCUUCUCCUAUCCAUUCUGGCAACAAGGAGGUCAUUUCUUAAAUAAUUUAAAAUGUUAUGAUACAAAUGAAAUCUCUUAUUUCACGAGUGUCUGUGGUUGCUCUCAUAUUGCAUCAUAUGCAAUGUGACCUUUGCACAAGAAUCCAUUGAUAUGUAUAUUAAAAUGAUCCCUUGUUUUACCUGAAGUGAUAAAGGUCAAAAUUCCAAGCCAUUGUUUGUUGCAAAAAUCCCGACUUGUUUUGGAAGACUUGGUCUGCUGAAGCCAUUACAUCCAGUUAAUAUUAAUGUUAUUUCUUAAAUAAUAUACAUCUAUAAAGCUUUUAGAAAGGCACAGAAUAAAUAUAUUGCUUUGCCUGAAAUAAAAAAUAUUAAGAUUGUUAAUCGAUUAUUGUAAACAUGUUGUCAGGUCCAAAAUGUUCAAUUCAGGGAGGCUUUUUAUCAUUUUAGGUCAAGGUGCUAUGAUUUUACUGAAACAUGAAAUAUUGAAAUGGAUAUGACACAUUCCCCUGUGCAUAUUUUCUAAUUGUACUUCAAAUGGCCUGGUUGUUUAUGUAGAUACAUACAAAAUCUGCAGUGUAACCUAAAUAACAAGGUUAUAAUUGAAGGGAUAUUCAAAUAUGUUAUUGUCUUUAACUGGGAACAAUUUGUAUUCCAUAUAAACAUGUAGUGCUUCCACUGCAUCCUCGUUUUCAUGUCAAAAACAAACAUGUAUAUUCAAAUGUUAUACAGUCACCAAGACCAACCAAGACUAAAACUAAAAUGUAGCUAAAUGUUGGAUGUAAAUGAAGUAUAACUAACACAGCGGUUUCUGCAGUGUGGCACGCUCUUGUGAAUCUGAGGGACAAUACCUAGAGUUCCUGUGCGCAACAGAUAUGCUGAUUGACGGUGAAUGUCAUUAGCCUCUGUCGUCAUGGAAAUUAAGUGAGCCUGUGACUCACAUAGCAACAAGCACCUUUAGGCUGGAAGUAUCCUUAUGGAUGUAUAGCUCUGAAUCCUGAUUGGAGUCUGUCUGCAGAUUUAUGGCUUUCGCCAGCUUCUCACAUGCAUACCAAUUACAGAGAGCACAUAGGUUCAGAUAGAGGCUCAUUAACAUAUGAACAGAGGCUGAGACUAAGUUUUCCAAUUCCCUGCAAAUAUGAACUGCUAAAAUAGGGACAUGGGUACAGUGAGGCAAAGAUGGUGAAUUUACAAUGGAAAUCACUAUCAUGGAUUGAUAAUGCUCUGAGAGUGGUAACUAAGUGCUGUUUUAUUGCUUCUACUGUUUGUAUUAGCUUUUCACCACCAUCGGUCAUGACGAAAAAGUGUGGAUAAAGCAAAUAAUGGUAUAUACCACACUUACAUAACUGGUUGUGUGCUUAAUACUUAGAGAUGAAAACUGGAUAGCCUUUUAUACAUAAACAAACACAGCAUGAUGUGAGACUUCAGUAUAUGUAUAUGUUUGUUUCUUUAUUUGUGUCCUUUUAUUUCACUUUUUCAAAUAUAUAUAUAUAUAUAUAUGUAUAAGACCAACAUGGUACAUUUUACAUUACAAUCUAUACCUUGCUUGCUGAGAUUUAAACUUCCUAAACCCUACUUAUACAAUAAUAAAAACAGGGUUGGACCCCCUGGAUCUAAAUAUAGCUUUUAUAAAACCAAAAAUCAAUGAAUACCAAUAAGGACCCGGUCAACCUUCAUUUCUCUUGUGACCUGUGUGAAGGACAUUGAAUCACUAUCAUUUACUUUGAUAUUCAUGCAUUUCUGAGCUCUGUAUUUGAAAUGACAAAGACAAAAGCAUAGUGUUCCAGAAAAAUCUGGAACGAGACGUUUUGUUGUUUGAGUUCAGAAUAUUAUAUAAUAUUUUCACGUGAGUAAUUUGAAAAUGGUAAGGGGAAGGGGUUGUGUCUUGUCUCAGUACACAUUUGUAAUUUAGAUGUCUAGCAGGUCACUCUGAGCUUUACACAAUGAUUAAAGAAGAGAGGAGCAAAGAUUACACCUGGAGGCAAAUAUCUCUGUAGAGGGUUUUGGGAUGAGAAUUAUCAUCUCAUCCGGCCAAACAACUGUGGAAUAACGAAAGGGUCAGACAAAGCCUUUGCAUGGCAGCAUCCACAUAUUAAUGUAUCUUAAAGUUAAAACAUUUAAAAUCAAGUAAUCCUGUAGGAGCCAAAAUGUCCUUCAUCCUGAGUUUAUUACUCGUAUUAUUAUUAUUAUUAUUUGUUUACAUCACUUUCAUUUAUAUUUAUUCAGCACUUCCAGCAAUUCUGGUGAAAUCGGUGUGUUUUUGGUAUUUACUGUAGGCCACCUGUUGCAAGCUGGGGUCGGGAUGACAGAGGCUGAGCUUGCGCUGACAGUUUUUAUGUUGGACGUUUGAUCCUGCCUAAGUUUUCGCUUGUUUUAUUUAGUUAAUUAAACAUCAUCAUUUCAACAUCAGUAUGGACUGUGUUAUUGAAAACGCGUCACAGCCUAAAGCCAAGUCUAGCCUCUUGACGAUUCAAUUUGAUGGGA